This is a messenger RNA of Sporothrix brasiliensis 5110, 1548 nucleotides long. RefSeq lists its product as uncharacterized. The coding region runs from base 1 to 1548 and encodes 515 amino acids. Lineage: Eukaryota; Fungi; Ascomycota; Sordariomycetes; Ophiostomatales; Ophiostomataceae. The transcript is spliced from 2 exons. The record is from RefSeq and is a predicted model, not a curated record.
AUGUCUUGGAACGAAGGCAUGUUUCCGCCCGGCAUGAACAACAUGCCUGGCAUGCCCGGGUCCCUGGCUUUUCGGCCCGGCCCGCCGCCGCCUCAUCAUGGCCGCCACCACCACGGCCAUGGGCAUCACCACCAUGGCCCUUCCCCUCCUCCUCCUCCUGGCUCUGAUCCCAGCCCUGCUCCUGGUAAUGAGGUCGCCUUGAUCACCGAUGACGUGGCGGCCGAGACUACUGCCGAGGCUACCGCCACGGAUGCCAAGACCAAUGACAACAACGAGAAGGGUACUGACAACAACAACAACAACAACAACAACAACAACAACAACAACAACGGCGACGAUGACACCCGUGAGGGUAGUCGCCAGCGCUGCGGUGGCCGUCACCGCCACCACCAUCACUGGGGCGGACAUCACGCUGACUGGGACGCCUACGCGAGCGCGCCCUUCGGCGGACCUUGGGCUACCAGUAUCCCUCAUCCUCCUCCUCCGCCUCCUUAUGGUUUUGCCGGUCCCCAUGGCCCUCACGGCUUUGGCCCUCGCGGUUCCAGAGGUGGUCGUCACGGCCGUCGUCACCACCAUGGCCACCACGAGGACGGUCCAGGCGGCUUCGGUGAGUUCGGGUUUGGUGGCCCCGGUCACUUUCAUGGACGCGAACAUCACGGUCGUGGUUUCGGCCGCUGGGGAAGGGACGAGUCCGAUGCUGCCACUGCCAUGGGAACCGAGGCCGCUGAGCCCAUGACGACUGCUGAUGCCAAAUUUGGUGAUGAGGAGGGCACGUGUACCUCGUCUUCGUCCUCAAGCAGCGAGAGCGAGAGUGAGGAGGACAUCACCAAGACCGAGAAAGACGACUCUCCUUCCACGGAGCUGCUGCGGGGGCUCCUUCUGGCUCCGCUGCUGAUGCUGCUGCCAACGCUGGUGGAGAGCAGCCCAACCCCGAUAACUGUUCCGGCCGCCGUGGUGGUCGCUGCGGUGGUGGUUGGCGCGGCUGGCGCGGCUGGCGCGGUCCUCCUUGCUGCGAGAGCUGCGAGGGAGCCCGCUCGGCUUGUCGUGCUGCUCGUCAUGCUCGCCAUGCUGCGCGUGCCGCCGCAUACGCUGCUCGCUCUGGCGAAGAGGGCACUGCCCCUGCCGACCAUGCCGGGCCUGGUGUUCCCGGUGCGGAUGAGGAUGAGGGUGACCGUCCUCGUGGCUGCCGCAGAGGCCGUCAUGGCGGCUGUCAUGGCGGCCGUCGCGGUGCUCACGGCCAUGACUUCCACGGCCACGACGGCCCUGGCCCCUGGGCCCGUGGCGACUUCUUUGGCGCAGGCUUCGGUCCCGGUGGCCCUUACUUCCACCACCAUCGCUUUGGCCCUCCUGGCCCGCACGGUGGCCCGCACGGUCACCACGAUCGUCGCGGCGGCCGUCAUGGCGGUGGUCCCUCUGGUCCGGGUGGCCCCGGUGGACCUUUCGGUCCUGCCGGUCCCUUCGGUCCGAACGGUCCUUUUGGCCCGGAGGGCCCCAUCGGCCGCCACUUUGGCCCCGACGGCAUCAGUCGCCGUAGCUUCGGCCCCAUGA